Cotesia congregata is the source of this 321-nucleotide messenger RNA. NCBI's taxonomy places the organism in Eukaryota, Metazoa, Arthropoda, Insecta, Hymenoptera, Braconidae. The record is from the annotation of a GenBank genome assembly.
AUGAAAAAGAAAUUUUUUCACUCCAGUGAAAGAUCAAUUUUUAUUUACAAAAAAAAAAUUAUUAUCAAAAAAAUAUAUAAUAAUUCCUCUUGCGUGAGAUCUAUUGAGGACUUAGAUACUAGACACUCUGAAAGACUGGCAGCGAAAAAGAACUUUAUAAACUUUAAAGUACCAAAUUUUACCUCGACUAUUUAUGAAUCUUCUUUUGUUGUUAGCUGCAUUCGUCUUUGGGAAGAGUUGCCAGAGGAUCUAGUCAAAGCGCCUAGUAUUGAUACUUUCAAGAAUAAAAUCUUUCAUCAUCUCUUCGAACUUGAUAUUUGA